Halichondria panicea is the source of this 3046-nucleotide messenger RNA. RefSeq lists its product as uncharacterized. Gene Ontology annotation, molecular function: metalloendopeptidase inhibitor activity; protein binding. The record is from RefSeq and is a predicted model, not a curated record. The transcript is spliced from 15 exons. Lineage: Eukaryota; Metazoa; Porifera; Demospongiae; Suberitida; Halichondriidae. Gene Ontology annotation, biological process: extracellular matrix organization. The coding region runs from base 18 to 2996 and encodes 992 amino acids. Gene Ontology annotation, cellular component: plasma membrane.
UUAUACAGUCGGUGUAUAUGAAUGUUGGCUGGAUUAGCUAUAAAAAGUCAAGUAGAGCAUGCAAAUACAUAACUGCAACCAAUACAAGCUAUACAGCUUAUUGCAUGCACGCUGCAGACAUCAUGAAGCUCUUUCUAUUGCUGAAACUAGGUUUCACUCUGGUGUGCCUAACCUUUGCUCAGGAUCCAUUACCUGACUCCAAUCCUGAAAUGCUCUCAUGUCAAGAACUUAAGGAUGAGCGCCCUCACAUACUGUGCAAUAGCACUGAUGGCACUUUGUUCCUGGCCAGACAGUGUAACCUGGGUGUGUGUCGAUGUGUUGAUCCCAUCUCUGGAGAUUUGGUAGGGAGUGGUAUCUUCUUUGAUGAAGAAGACCUUUUUAUUGACUGCAUUGAAGUGUUUCCCAUGGAACCCACAUCACCACCAUCAAUGACAACUGCUUCAACGACAACUGCACAACCUGAGGUGACUGAUGCUCCCACCACUGAGACCCAACCCACUGACACAUCCACAGACCCUGAGACUCAACCCACGGACACACCCACAGAUCCUGAGACUCAACCCACGGAUACACCCACAGAAGCACCCACAGCUACCGACCCUGAGACCACACCCACUGAUCCUGAGACAACUGCAGUGACAGUAGAAGAGCCAACUGAGGAAGAGAGUGAUACAAGUCGAUCCACUGGUACAUCUGGGACGACACGAUCUUCUGGUUCCAGUAGGUCUUCCAGAACAUCUGGAACAAGUCGCACAUCUGGAACAAGUCGCUCAUCUGGAACAAGUCGCUCAUCUGGAACAAGUCGCUCAUCUGGAACAAAUCGUUCAUCUGAAACAAGUCGGUCUUCUGGAAGUUCUGGUUCAAGUCAAUCCUCCAGUUCAGAUUCUAGCGACACAAGUUCUUCCACUGAGACGAGUUUCUCUGGUAGCAAAUCGAGGAGCAAGUGUGUGACUGUGCAGAGGCUUCUGGAGAAAGGCUGUCCUGAGGAGUGUCUAGUAGAAGAUGAUGACGGGUGUCCAGCCUGCAACAGAACAUGCUAUGAUGAAUUUGAUGAACUGGAGUUCUCAGAAGACCCUUGUAAUUGCAGUGAUGACCAGGUGUGUCUGAAAGUGGGGAGAUUUGGACUGAGAUCUUGUGUAGACGCCCUUGCUGAGGGUGAAAGGUGUGAUGGAGAGAUUGCCGGGGAAGAUGAAGAUGAAGAUGACUCAGAGGACUCGAGUGAGGCCUCCACUGGGAGGAAGAGAGGCAAGCAAAGAGCCAGGGGGCGAAUCACUGGUGCCAACGAUCGUCGUAUCUUUGGUCAGCUGAAGGAGGCCAUGCCCCCUUGUGGGGAGGGACUGGUGUGUAGCCGAGUGGCCCUGGGUAGGAGAGAGUGUCGUCCAGAGAAUUCUGCCGGUGUGUGUGUUGUGGCCCGUGAACAGGGCUCAGUGUUGGACUGUGCCACUGACGGCAGUUUUGAGGCUCUUCAGUGCCGAGAGGAAGGGGCUGAGCUUGUGUGUCGCUGUGUCCGCCCCGAUACGGGUAUGGCCAUCACGGGUACAGAAGUAACAGUGAUGGACAUUGUGGACGCUCCUGACUGUGAGAGUAGAGUGUUUGAGGGCUGCAGUGUGGAGGUUGUAGGGGAGACAUUCACAGCUACUCAUGGAGAGUACUUAUUCGAUAUUGUCAGCUGUACCAGGUGUCUCUGUGACAACGGACAAGCCACACUCUGUGAACCGUCAGUAUGCAGGGCUCUCAGUGCCACACCUACUUCCUGUCGGUACCAGGGACUGGAGUACACUCACGGAGACCAGUUUACGGAGGGCUGCAACAGGUGUGGAUGUCGUAAUGGGAGGAUCCAGUGCACACACAUUCGCUGUGCCGAAGCACCCAUCGGAGACACCUGCUCGUCAUGUGACCAGUUUCCCCUCUCUCCCAUGUGUGCUCCCAACGGAAAGACGUAUCAAACCGAGUGUCAUGCUAUAUAUUGCGGUGGCUACCCACCAUUUGAUCUUGUGGAGGGAUCUUGCGCUGAUUAUGACAUUUGCGAGCAGUUUCAAUGCCCUGAGGGGGAGAGGUGCAUCAAAAGGGGUGGAGUGUCAUGUCUGGACCCUGACGGUUGCCAGCCCGAUGAAUUGAGAUUGUGUGUGGACCUUGACACGCUACAGUGUGAUGUUUCUGAGGAUCCGGAAUCACCAGGAGCUGCUGAGAGCCCAGAAGAAGAUGAUGAGAACACAAUUUUGUGCGGGACUAACGGAGAGACGUACUCCAGUCUCUGUGAGCUCCUACAGGAUACUGGCAAUGAGGGCGUGGCUUAUGCUGGGUCAUGUGAUAGGGAGGAGUGUGAUGGAGGAGAGGUGUGCGGUACUGAUGGUGUGACCUACGACAACAUCUGCGUCCUGCGGAGUCAGUCUGGGAAUGCUCGUCUAGACUACGCUGGGGGUUGUGCUGUGGACGAAGGUGACCCCACCCAGACCCCCCAGGGAGUCUGUGAGAGGGUGAGCAGGGUUAGGCGAUGCAUCUACAACGUCUCCAACUGCAGACGUCUUGUACGACCAGAGGAGGGUUGCUGUGCCCUCUGCGGUGGUAUUGUUCUUGUGGCAAUAGAUUUCAGAGGUCUUGGAGAGUUCGUGAAACUGAAUCCAAGAGUGCGCACUAUUGACGAUUUUGUCGAGUUGCUGAUUGAUGCUAACUUCAUUUCAGUAGAGACGGUCGAGCGUUGUGAGGUGGGUGUGUCUUUCACAUCCUCUGAAAACCUGGAGAUCACGUUGGAGGGGGUGGGACCUGACGAUGACGUGUUUUGUGGGGAAGCAAGCAUGAAUUUGGCUUCGUUAAUUAAUAAUCCCCCUGACGAGGACUUGGCACGCCCUCAAGUGCUCCAGUUUGCAGGAGCAGCUAUCUCCGCCCCGGCCGUGUUUGAAGAGAUACUCAGGCCUAGCAAUGGUGGACAAACUUUGGCUAGUGUAACAUCUCUCAUUGUUUUGUGUGUCACUGCCAUACUUGCACUGUUUUUGUAAGUCUAAUAAUUAUUAAGGAGGUUUCUUGCUUUCUAUAAAAAUGUUUUUUA